This is a messenger RNA of Striga hermonthica, 774 nucleotides long. Lineage: Eukaryota; Viridiplantae; Streptophyta; Magnoliopsida; Lamiales; Orobanchaceae. The record is from the annotation of a GenBank genome assembly.
AUGGAGGAUUAUGUAGUUAAGGUGAUCUUUUUGGGAGUAAUCUCAUGGACAACGUUGUUCUUGGUGACGAGGAAGGCUUUUUCGGGCCGUUCUUUCGAUUUUUGCAACCGCAUUGUGUCGACGGUUCACGCUUGCUCGGCCGUGCUCUUGGCGUCCCUUUCGGUACAAGACUGGGCCUGCCCGGUUUGCCCUCUCGCUUCUCAGUCUUCCCCUAACCAGAUGAAAACAAUUGGAGUAUCAGUGGCAUAUUUGAUAUAUGAUUUGGUGUGCUGUGUAUUUGACAACAAAGUCAAGGUUGACAAUGCAAUUCAUCAUCUGGUCAGCAUUGUUGGGCUUCUGGCUGGGCUUGCUUAUCAAAGGUGUGGAUCAGAAAUGGUGGCAGCCUUGUGGAUUACAGAGAUUUCAAGCCCAUUCUUACAUCUAAGGGAGCUUCUAAAAGAGCUUGGGUAUAAAGAUACUGACCUCAAUUUGGCAGCUGAUAUUGCUUUUGCAGCCAUUUUCACAUUUGCAAGGAUGAUUGGUGGGCCAUAUCUCACUUAUGUCACUCUUUCUGCACAUAACCCCCUUUUAAUUAAGGCAAUGGCUUUGGGGCUACAGAUGGUGAGUACAUUUUGGUUCUACAAGAUUGCAAGGAUGGAUCGUCGAUUUCAAGCUAGCGAAGCUGUCACAGAGGGGUGUGGCGGGCUCAAAGCUUUCCCAACUUCAAGGGACGAAACGAUACCUGGCAUCGCCGCCAAGAUCGGCGUGUUUGGGUUCGAGGAAGUGUGCUGCUAG